Lepisosteus oculatus (spotted gar) is the source of this 1697-nucleotide messenger RNA. It is a transcript of the gene pigk, whose product is annotated as phosphatidylinositol glycan anchor biosynthesis, class K. Gene Ontology annotation, cellular component: GPI-anchor transamidase complex. The record is from RefSeq and is a predicted model, not a curated record. Gene Ontology annotation, biological process: attachment of GPI anchor to protein; proteolysis. NCBI's taxonomy places the organism in Eukaryota, Metazoa, Chordata, Actinopteri, Semionotiformes, Lepisosteidae. Gene Ontology annotation, molecular function: GPI-anchor transamidase activity.
UCCCCCCCCUUCUCUAAGAAAAGAUGUCUGUUUGCAGUUUGUGUUUUGGAUUCUUUGUUUUAUUCGCAUUAUUUCUUGAUCCUGCACCUGUGGCAACUGAUUCGGUUGAGGCAAAAGCCAACCAGUUUUUCAGAAGUGGACACACGAACAACUGGGCAGUUCUGGUUUGUACGUCCAGAUUCUGGUUCAACUAUCGCCAUGUGGCCAAUACUCUUUCUGUCUACCGGAGUGUCAAGCGCCUGGGGAUUCCUGACAGCCGUAUUGUGCUAAUGCUGGCAGAUGACAUGGCCUGUAACCAUAGAAACCCCAAGCCUGCUACAGUCUUCAGCCACAAAAACAUGGAGCUCAACGUGUACGGGGAUGACGUGGAAGUCGAUUACAGAGGAUACGAGGUUACUGUUGAGAAUUUCCUGCGUGUCUUAACUGGUCGGUUGCCUCCGAGUACCCCUCGGUCAAAACGCUUGCUUUCUGAUGACAGGAGUAACAUACUGAUUUAUUUAACUGGUCACGGAGGGAACGGCUUCUUGAAAUUCCAAGAUUCCGAAGAAAUCAGUAACGUGGAGCUGGCUGACGCGUUCGAGCAGAUGUGGCAGAAGAGGAGGUACAAUGAGCUGCUGUUCAUCAUUGACACUUGCCAGGGUGUCUCGAUGUAUGAGAGGUUCUAUUCUCCCAAUGUGAUGGCCCUGGCCAGCAGCCAAGUUGGAGAAGACUCCCUUUCACACCAGCCGGACCUGGCGAUUGGAGUCCACCUGAUGGACAGAUACACCUUUUAUCUCCUGGAGUUCCUGGAAGACAUUCACCCAGCCAGUCAGGCAAACAUGAACGAUCUGUUUAAAGUGUGUCCGAAGAGCCAGUGUGUCUCCACUCCUGGCCACAGACGGGACCUGUUCCAGAGGGACCCUGGCAGUGUUCUCAUCACAGACUUCUUCGGUAGUGUUCGCAAAGUGGAAAUCACAACGGAGACUGUGAGCUUGACUCCCAGCGUUCCCGAACAGCAGGACGAGCCUGCGACAAUCAUGACAUCAUCUGAGCCACAGACGUAUGUUCAACAGCUGCCUGUGGCUGAGAUUAUCCAUCAGAAACCCCGACAGAAGGAAUGGCACCCUCCUGAUGGAUUCAUCCUGGGCCUGUGGACAUUAAUUCUCCUUGUUUUCUUCAAAACCUAUGGGAUCAAACACCUGAAGCACAUAUUUUAAGACUGCUCUUGAGCGUCAAACUCUCUGGCACUGAUUUGUGAUUUUGGAAGUAGACUUCGUCGAUGUCACUGCGGGUGAAAAAUUAAACUUUUUCCUCCUUCCUGAGACGGAUCCCUGAAAAUCAGGAUCAGUGGAAUUUGCCAAAGGGAUCAAAUUGUUUAGCUAAAACAGCUCCAGUUGUAACACAUGAGCUACUACUGGUAAGAAUGAAACAGAAGGUUGUAUGAACUUGGGUAACUCACUUUGACAACUGCAUGACAGUGGGCAACACCAUGGCGCAGUGGUCAGCAUUGCAGCCCUGAGGCCCUGGGUUCGAUUCCUGGGGUGCUGUCUGCAUGGAGCUUGUAUUUUCUCCCUGUGUUUGUGUGGGAUUCCUCCGGGUGCUCCAGUUUCCUCCCAUAGGAUUGGUAGGUUAAUCUGCCUCUGGGAAAGCUGGCCCUGCUGUGAGUGUGUGCGUGUUUGUGUCUGUGUGCCCUGUGAUGGACUGGCAUCCUGUCCAGG